Molecule: messenger RNA, 5081 nt
Organism: Malurus melanocephalus (red-backed fairy wren)
Lineage: Eukaryota; Metazoa; Chordata; Aves; Passeriformes; Maluridae
Gene: ELOA
Product: elongin A
Exons: 11
Coding region: 95-2422 (775 amino acids)
Biological process (GO): transcription elongation by RNA polymerase II
Cellular component (GO): nucleus; elongin complex
Molecular function (GO): protein binding
Source: RefSeq, a predicted model, not a curated record
CCCGCAGCCAAGAUGGCGGCGGCGGCGGGGCAGCGCCGUGGGCCCGGCUGCCGCUGAAGCCGCUUCCGCCGCCGCGGGCUCUCCAGCAGUAAAAAUGGCGGAGUCGGUGCUGGAAGUUGUGGGCCGGCUCCAGGCGCGGCUGGCGGGCAGCGCCGAGCCCAAGAAGCUGCUGAAGAGUCUGAAGAGGCUGUCAGAGUUACCCAUCACAGUUGACAUUCUCGUGGAGACAGGAGUUGGGAAGACUGUGAACAGCCUAAGGAAACACGAGCUCGUGGGAGAUUUUGCCAAGGACCUCGUGGCCAGGUGGAAGAAACUGGUGCCAGUGGCCCAAGAGGCAGAGCGAAAUAACUUAGACUCUGAAGACCGUGACUACGAGAGGAGCAGCUCAAGCAAAAGGCAUCAGGAAUCCUCCCUCAGAGAGGAUGAGGAGGCUGACCAGGAUUACUCAGAACCCUUCCAGCCUUCUUGCAGCCAGUCCUAUAGCCCAGAUCAUAGGGAAAAGAAGUCCAAAAGGUAUCCCAGGCCUGAGAGAGCCCACGAGACUUAYGGCUAUAGCAGCCAGCAGGGGAAGGGUUGGGGCAGAUCCUCCCCGGUGCUCUCUUCAGAUCAGGAAUACUCAGACUGUGGACAGGCUGUGUCACCUGAGCCCAGCGAGAGCCCUCAGGACAUGGACACGGAUCCUUACGCCUCUGAGGAGCAGGAAGAACCAGCAGUGUUCCAUCGUAAAGCCAGCAAAGGCCACAGCUUCCAGGAGAAGCUCGGGGCGGGCCGAGAGCGGAGCUCCGGCGAUUUCUGCGACAAAGGGAACGCGGCGCGGAGCAAAGAGCACAAAUCCUCGCACAAAAAGCAGCGACUCGAUGGCAGAGGGGAUGAGAGAACCUCUGCUUUCAGCCCAGAGAGAUUGCACAAAACCUCUUUCAAAGAGCAGCUCCGAGAAGCAGCAGCCAGCAAGGAGAAGCAGAGGAUAUCAGAGGGUACCAAAAAGGAGAAGAACCGGGAAAGCAGCAGCUCCAGGAAGGAGAAGUCGCACGCGUUGCCGCACUCGGAGGAAUCUUUGGACAACCACGUCAAGAAACAAAAGCAUCGGGACUCUGAGAAGAGCAAACUGGAAAAGUCCAAGCAGAGCCUGGAGAGCUCAAACUCAGAGAAACGGAAAGCUGAGGGUGACUCAGCCAAUAGGAUCAAGGAAAAGGGGGGUUCUGGGAGCUUAAAGUCUUCGGAGGGGAAGCGCAAAAUCUCCRAUGUGGAUAAAAAAUCAGUGGGUUUUUCCUCGAAUUCUGGGGAGGGGGAAGCAGAGGAUGAGUUUGAACAGCCUACAAUGUCCUUUGAGUCGUAUCUCAGCUACGACCAGCCCCAGAAAAAGAAAAAGAAAGUGGUCAAACCCUCAGCUGGGUCAGCUGGGGACAAAGACCGAGGGCACAGCAAACAAAACGGAUCCAAAGCCAGUACCAACAGCUCGAGCUCMGCUCAGAAGAGUCCAAGCCACAAGAGAACAAGUGAGAAAAAGGCAGAGAAAAAACCUGCAGAGCCUCCUAAACCAAAGAGGAUAAUUAUAGAUGUGGUCCCAACAUUACCAGACAUCCCCCUGCCCCCCAUCCAGGCCAAUUAUCGUCCUCUUCCCUCCAUCGAAUCCAUCACCUGCUCCCAGACCAAAAGGAAAGCAGUGUCCUCACCAGUGGAGGAGAGCGAAGCGGGUUUCACGGGCCGCCGGUUGAAUUCCAAAAUGCAGGUGUACUCUGGCUCCAAAACUGCCUACCUCCCAAAGAUGAUGUCCCUGUACCAGCAGUGCAUCAGGGUCCUCAGUAACAACAUCGACUCAAUCUAUGAAGUGGGUGGUGUCCCUUUCUCCGUGCUGGAGCCGGUAUUGGAGAGGUGCACCCCGGAGCAGCUGUACCGCAUUGAGGAAUGUAACCAUGUGCUGGUGGAGGACACGGAUCAGCUUUGGCACAACCACUGCCUGAGAGAUUUCAAGAACGAGAAGCCCGAGGAGUUUGAGUCGUGGCGGGAGAUGUACCUGCGGCUGCACGACGCGCGCGAGCAGCGCCUGCUGAUGCUGGCGCGCAACAUCGGCUCUGCCCACGCCAACAAACCCAAAGGGAGAGUGGCCAAGAUGGCAUUUGUGAACUCUGCAGCGAAGCCCCCGCGGGACGUUCGGAGAAGGCAGGAGAAGUUUGGCACUGGAGGACCUCUUCUGCCAGAGAAGACCAAAAUAAAACCAGUCCUGUACACGUCCAGCAAAAGCCACGCUCGGGCGAGCGAGGAGCAGUCCUACGAUGGGCCCAGCACCAGCAGUGCCCACUCGGUCCCRUCUUCAGGUAGCACCUUCUCCUCCUACGACCCCAGGAAACCCCCAGUGAAGAAAAUUGCACCAAUGAUGGCAAAGACUAUCAAAGCUUUCAAAAACAGAUUCUCUCGGAGAUAAGUUUGCAGUGCUGAUCUGGGCCUUUCUCUCUUGGGAAGGAGUGGCACUGAAGGGGGAGAAGGUACCCAAACAGCCCUUCCUUAUCUUUGAACUCUUUGGAGGCUGCAGCUGCUGGGAGAAGCUUUGAUCUGCACAAGAUGAUGGCACAGUAUUUUAUCUUUUAUUCUGGUCCCUUUCUCAGUGUCAAGCCCCCCUCUUUUACCCCCUGUCCUCAACAUUUUGUUUCUGGCUUUGUCAUCCRUCGAAAGAAGGGUGUACAGAAUCUCCCGACACAGGAAAAUGUGAAGUCUUGGCACCUGCUGAGAGUGGAAGAUCCAGAGACUUAUUUACUAUUUAACCUCUUAAUAAAUUAURAAAUGGUUUUAAUUAAUAUUUUGCCCCUCUACCCUGCUGUAUUAUUUAUGUGGCUCCCAGUAGUCUCUCCCCUCCCUACCCAGUGCUGGGGUCAGCCUUGGUGACUCGAGCUGGAAUCCAUUUGGGUGCCACAGGAGUCUUUCCUGGUGAUCUGGUACCUGCUGGGCCCAAAGUCUCACCUGGAGACUCUGGGACAGGCAGGACCAGUGGCCCAGCCUCUUGUCAGUCCUUUGGCAAGUGCAGCCAGUCCUGAGGCUUUGCUCCCUGCUCGUGUGUGUCAAUAAAAUCUGAGCUCUUGACCUUCUCUGUGCUGUUGCUGUAGAUCCUGUGCAGGUGCUUUUGUGACCCUACAGGGAUGYCAAGAGCCUUUGAGGACAUUUCUGCUGCUGUUUUCUGCUGGCUACUGGGAGUAAAACUGCCAGAGAUUUGGGAGAAGUUUUACUGUGCAUCAUGUCAGAUUUUAACUUUUUAUCUGGAGAGAGAUAGGGGACUUUGCAAUGGAAAACAGUUUUUAAAUAUCAGUGAAGGCGUYGUUUGCCUCUUUUAGUGAGAAGAAGGAACACUUCUGUCUUGUUUCUGUGUGGAAUUGGAAAGGAUUUAUUUCCAGUUAGGAWGCUGGUGCCUAAAUCCUGUCUUUUCCCUGUGCGUUUUGCUCUGUCCCCUCUUUGAAAAAAUCCAAGGAUUUUGGUCUUUGAACCUGAAACCACUUGAAUGAGGUUGGAGGGAAGYGAGCAACGGAAUGUGGCUGUUUUUAACACGUGUGUCCUUCAGAGCAGGAGUUCAAAAAGCUCCUUUGUAGCUGGUGUGUGAGGAGCUGGAGCUCAGGAAGGAGAAGGUGCUUGAUGGGGCUGGUGGGAGUGUCAGGAAAUGUCCUGGAGCUCCUGGAGRGGGAUGUGAGGAUGGCAGCUGGGCUGGCCGAGGCUGGAGCUGGCUGUGCUGUGGGGAAGCUUUCUGCUUGUGUUUUGUGUCUGCCCCGAAGGGAAUUCCAGGGGUGGUGCAAGCAGAGGAUGGGGCUGGGGAGACCCCAAAAGUCGUGGGGUCUGACUGGACCAGAGAGGGGAGGGAUUCUCCUGUUCCAAGCCAUAUUUGCUGCCCUAGGACUUUGCUGUCUGGGUGGAAAAGAUGCUGGUARUGGAUGCUGUUGUUGUUGGCAGCUCCUGAGAAGCUCUGCUGCUGGCUUUCCGUGGCUGCCAAAUCCCAAACCGGUGGAGUUGUCUGUGUGCACUGACCGGGGGAAACCUUGCUGUGAAGGGUCCUCCCUGGAGGGCUCUAGAAAAAUCCCUGUUUUGCUUCUGGUUUCUGUUGGGUUGUUUGUUUUUUUCCUUUUUAUUUUUUCCUUGCUUUAAAAAAAAAUAGUCUUUCUUUAAAACCAUUCUGAACACCUGUCUCCUGUUUAUUUGGUCUGUUCUUUGUUUAGUUUGAAAUUCUUGGAAAAAUGUUCUCAAGACUUUCAUGUGCUGUAAGUUUGUUACAGUCCCAGAUGCUUUAAUGUUACCGUGCAGCAUUUCAGUGUGUGUUGUGCUGUAAAAUAAUGGCUCCUUAUUCUGCGUUUUUUGCUGUAUUUAAUUUUGCUGUAUUUUUAAUUAGAUAACAAUAUAUCCUCUUUCUGCUGACCGUUUGUGCUACUGUUUAUUUCUCCUCUGUGCUGGGGUAGGGGCAGAGGGGAGGGAAGCAGAGCCUGGCAUGGUGUUCAGACAUGAGGGAGCUUUGAACAAAGGAUCUGGGAGCUGCCCAAGAACAAUUCUGGGCGCUGCUCAACUGCCAAUUCAUUGAUUUCACAGCUCCAUCCUCAGCUGUGGGUACAGCCCGAGCAUUGCUGUUUUAGGGAGAUGCUUUUUCCCCUCUCAGAGCAGCUCCUUUGCUCCAGGCUUUGCCAGCUGUGUCCAUGAUUUAUUUGUGGGAUCGCAAGGAGGUGAUGCCAACCCAAAUCCAGCCUGGGGAGAGGUGAGCACCAGCCCUCAGCUGGGAGCAGAGCGGGGAUAUUUCCCUGAAGGACACACUACACAAAGCCUGGGAUCAAAGUGCUCCCUGUGACACUUGUGCAGUUGUUCUGUGCUCCUCCACACAAAGGAUGGAGCAGAGCUGCCKCUUUUCCCUUCCCACCCCAUCCCGCUAGGAUGAGUAAAGGGAGGAGGAAGAGGAGGGGGAGUGACUUGGACUCGUAUUUGUAUUUUGAUCCCAAACUGUGUAUAUAUAUACGAUUUUCUAUGUUCCUUUUUUUUGUGGUAACUAAGAUGAAUAUUUUAAUUAGCUAAGUUAUAUGAAAAAGAGGAGAAUCAUGUCUCAAUAAAAGCCAAACACUGGA